GUGUUGUGACCAUGAGGUUGAUAUGCAUGUGGUGUGCGGUAAUGGCGGCGGCGCGCGCGCAGGAAGACUUCUACGCGCCACAGACCUUCAAGCAACACGUGAGGGGAGCACUCUUCCAGCCCAUGCACCAACCCUGGAACAUGCCAAAGGAAAUGGACAAAUUGGAGUCAUAUCAAAAGGGCAUGUUCACGCCGGCCCUGCGUAACGACGUGGAUCCCCAGGCGAGUCAGAAUUGGAGACCAGCUGUGAACGAUCGGGAUUGGCGAGGUUCCCCAAGCCCGCUUGCCCCCGCAGCCCCUCUGCAGCCGAUCCUCCAACCAGAACCCUGGAGGCCCCCCUUCAGCCCCCAGCUCACUAAGGAACAGCAAGCCGCCAUUCUGCAUCAUAAGCAGGCUCUUACGUCAGAUGGCGCGUUCCGUUUCGAGUACGCCUCCGACAACGGCCUGGCCGCCGGCGAGCAGAUUGAACCCGACGGAACCCGAGUGGGAGCAUAUCAAUACAAGGAUCCUAGCGGGCAAUUAGUCAAGCUGAAGUAUAGAGCUGGAAAGGAAGGUUUCCAGAUCCUCGAAGGCAGCCAUCUCCCGAAGAGCCCAGAGCCAGUAGCACCGCCAACUUCUGACCAACAUUACCAGCAGGCAUACCAGCAGCAAAGACAGCAAUACGACUUGCAGCAACAGUACAACCAGCAGCGGAUAGAGCCGCAGCAGCAAAACUGGCAGCAGAAUAAUGGUGGCGAGGGCGGUCAACAGAGGGCGACAGCGUCACAAUAUUACCCUCAGAGUUGGAGGGCGCAGGGCCAGGAGGACGAUGGACAGUACCGUCCACAGGAGAACGAAGUCCAAAGUGGGCCUCACAACUUCGGCGAAGGCUUUGCCUUCUCCUUCCAAGGUUAACCAGUAGUUAUAUAAACUUAGGAUGUAACUUUAGACACACUUCAAUCCGAUAUGCACGACAAUGCGUCGUGCUUGGCGCUGAAUGCUUAAACUGCUUUCUAAACGGAUACAAUUUUGCUGUGGUUUCAUAAGCAGUAAUGUAAACUCCUACAGCAGCAAUAACUUACAGCUAUCCUUCAGUGCUUCACACACGAACGCAGAAUGACGACAAUGUGUCGUUAAUGGCGCUGGGGGUCCGCUUGACAACUUGACAACUAAUCCCAAGAUUUGACGUAGGCACUAGUUUUUACGAAAGCAACUGCCAUCUGGCCUUCCAACCCAGAGGGUAAACUAGGGCAGAGGGUAAACUAGGGCUAAUGUCGUUAAUGGCGCUGGAUUAAAUAAAAAUUAAAAGCAUAGAGAUCACGCGAGACGAUGUCCUCCUAAGUAUAUUUAUAUAAUAAGUAUAUUUAGGGUUAAGGUUAAUAGUUUAACCUAUGUUCUAAUUUAUACAUCUAAGCAUGUGAUAAAGCCAGUUUAAAUAAAAAAUAUUUUCAGUCUGUGGCUUCUACUUGCGCAUUGGUUCGUACAUAACAGAGGCACUAAGAUGUCUGACUAAAAAAAGGAUGCAAUUUUUUCUAGUCUCUAACCUAUUUUGCACUUCAUCUUUAAAAAAAUCUAAAGUAUUUUUAAGGUAGUCUGAGAGCUACUUAAGCAAGAAUUCGACUAUGUUUUUCUCGAAACUGUCAAGUUAUUGUAUCACAGGCUAUUUCAAAUAGCAAACAUUGUUUAGAUAAGUAUAUGUUUAAAUUUAUAUUUAUGACUGUUUCUUGAACUUUGAAUGACUUAAUAUUUAUAAAUAUAUUAUAAUAAAUUAGUAAUAUUUCUAGAAAUUCAUUUCAAAACGAGUUAUUGCUUUUUUUCGAAAGUCCGCCUUCCUUGGAAUAGGUGGGAUACUUUAAAAUAUAUUACUUAUGUGACCAUACCAGUGUACUUAGUUUUAGUAAAAAUAAAUGUGAUUUUUUUUUACU
This is a messenger RNA of Cydia pomonella (codling moth), 1903 nucleotides long. RefSeq lists its product as uncharacterized. Gene Ontology annotation, molecular function: structural constituent of chitin-based larval cuticle. The coding region runs from base 12 to 893 and encodes 293 amino acids. The record is from RefSeq and is a predicted model, not a curated record. Gene Ontology annotation, cellular component: chitin-based extracellular matrix. The transcript is spliced from 10 exons. Lineage: Eukaryota; Metazoa; Arthropoda; Insecta; Lepidoptera; Tortricidae.